UCAGAGGCCGCCGAUGUCGAAGAUAAACCAGGAACUUCGCUUUUGACUUCAUCCGAUCAAGAUCUAGAAGGCCUUUCCAACCAGCCCCUGGAGAAGAGCGUGCUGCUCCUGAAACAAGCCGCAAGGACACGGAAGGUUCCAGCUGCGGAUGUUCUCUCCGCCAUCUCCGCCGUCAAGAAGGCUAAGGCGGACUCAUCUUCAUUCCUGGAGACGCUUGGGGGAUCAGAGUCUCCGGGGAGAACUUGGAUGCUGAUCUUUACUGCUCAGGUGUGGUUAGGACUUGUUAAAGCUCACAAAGUGUUUGUUU
Molecule: messenger RNA, 307 nt
Organism: Phalaenopsis equestris
Lineage: Eukaryota; Viridiplantae; Streptophyta; Magnoliopsida; Asparagales; Orchidaceae
Exons: 1
Source: RefSeq, a predicted model, not a curated record